Molecule: messenger RNA, 6064 nt
Organism: Pogoniulus pusillus (Red-fronted tinkerbird)
Lineage: Eukaryota; Metazoa; Chordata; Aves; Piciformes; Lybiidae
Gene: PGR
Product: progesterone receptor
Exons: 9
Coding region: 286-2640 (784 amino acids)
Biological process (GO): nuclear receptor-mediated steroid hormone signaling pathway; regulation of transcription by RNA polymerase II
Cellular component (GO): nucleus; chromatin
Molecular function (GO): steroid binding; nuclear receptor activity; estrogen response element binding
Source: RefSeq, a predicted model, not a curated record
CAGCUGCCCCAGAGGCAAAGCGGAGCGGCGCAGAGGGGCAGCGAGCCGUGCGGGGCGAGUCCCUAUCUCGCAGUGACAGUGCAGCCCCACGGCUGCCACGCCUGCUGCUCCGUUUCACCCCACUGAGCAACCCCCGACGGCAACGCCAUGUGAGUGGGACGCUCGCCACCGCCUUAGUAGGCACGUCCGGGAUGUGAGGAGCCUCCUGGGUGCCUGCACCCUGCCGCCGCCCGGCCGCUUCGAGGGUCAGAAAGUUGCUGGCUUCCAGCCCUACCCUGCGCCGGCAUGACCGAGGUGAAGGCCAAGGAGCCCAGACCGCCUCCGCCUGCCAGAGACGGGGCGGUCCUCCUGCAGGGCCAGCCAGGCCGAGACCCCUUCCGUAGGGAAGCUGAGGCCAUCGACAUCUCUUUGGACGGGCUGCUCUACCCCAAAAGCAGCGACGAGGAGGUGGACGAGGAGGAGGAAGAGGAGGAGGAGGAAGAGCCACAUCAGCAGCAACAGCUUGCGGAGGAGGAGGACCGGGACUCCCUUCCGUACCGACCGGGGUGCGGCUCCCUCUCGGACAAGGACUCUCUGGACACCGUCCUGGACACCUUCUUGGCGCCCGCAGGUCAUGCCACCUCCUCUGUGGCUGCGGCGCCUUGGUCCUUCUUCGGGGCGGAGACCACGGAGCCGCCCGACGCCCCGAUGAGCCGCGGCCCCUCUCUGAAGAUGGGCGAGGCCGCCCAGGGUGCGCCUGGUACCUCGCAGCCUCCACCACGGCCCGCCCUGCUCUGGCCGUCUGGCGACACCUUGACCACGGCCGCUAAACCGCGGCCAGCAGGGCCGGGGAGCGGCGCAGAGGGUCCCACCACGACCCCCAAGGGCGAAACUCCAGGGUUGGCGGAGCUGCCCGGCGGUGGGGGCCGGCCGGGGCCGGGACCAGGGGAGCCGGGACAGGAGUACCUACAUGUGCCCCUGCUGCCGCUCAACUCUGCCUACCUGGCCUCGCGUACCCGGCAGCUGCUGGACGUGGCGGAGUACGAAGGCAGCAGCCCCGUCGCGGGGCCACGCUCCUCGCCCCUGGCCCCGGACCUGGCGGGCUACGUUUACCCGCCGGCGGACGCCAAGGAGGGACACUUCGCCUACGGCGACUUCCAGCCCAGUCUGAAGAUCAAGGAGGAGGGUCUCAGCCUCGCCACCCCAUAUCCGGGCGGCAGAGCCACCGCCGCGACCGGCACUGUCGACUUCCCGCAACCCCCGCGGGCCGGGCAGGAGCCCUCGCUGGAGUGUGUCCUCUACAAGACGGAGCCUACCCUCCUGGCUGGGGCUUAUGGAUCAGCGGCGGCGCCUCCUGACAGCCUGCCCUCCACCUCGGCAGCGCCACCGGGCCUCUACCCGCCCUUGGGUCUCAACGGGCACCAGCCACUGGGCUUCCCAGCGGCGGUGUUGAAGGAGGGCUUGCCCCAGCUGUGCCCACCCUACCUCGGCUACGUUCGGCCAGAUACAGAAACCAGCCAAAGUUCUCAGUACAGUUUUGAAUCGCUGCCCCAGAAGAUUUGUCUCAUCUGCGGAGAUGAGGCUUCUGGUUGCCACUAUGGAGUACUUACCUGUGGAAGUUGUAAAGUCUUCUUUAAAAGGGCAAUGGAAGGGCAGCACAACUAUUUAUGUGCUGGAAGAAAUGACUGCAUAGUUGAUAAAAUUCGCAGGAAGAACUGUCCAGCUUGUCGCUUGAGGAAGUGCUGUCAAGCCGGCAUGGUCCUGGGAGGUCGAAAAUUUAAAAAGCUUAACAAAAUUAAGGUUGUGAGGACAUUAGAUGUCGCACUCCAGCAGCCAGCAGCCCUGCAAGAUGAAACUCAGUCUCUAACCCAGAGGCUGUCCUUUUCUCCAAAUCAAGAAAUACAGUUUGUUCCCCCAAUGAUAAGUGUUUUACGAGGCAUCGAGCCAGAAGUUGUCUACGCUGGUUAUGACAAUACAAAACCCGAAACACCGAGUUCGUUGCUGACCAGUCUAAAUCACCUUUGUGAGAGGCAACUUCUUUGUGUAGUCAAAUGGUCUAAAUUGCUACCAGGAUUCCGGAAUUUACAUAUCGAUGAUCAGAUAACCCUCAUCCAGUACUCCUGGAUGAGUCUAAUGGUAUUUGCUAUGGGCUGGAGAUCAUACAAACAUGUCAGUGGUCAGAUGUUGUAUUUUGCACCAGAUCUGAUUCUAAAUGAACAGAGGAUGAAGGAAUCAUCAUUCUAUUCCCUGUGUCUGUCCAUGUGGCAACUCCCACAGGAAUUUGUCAGACUCCAAGUUAGCCAAGAAGAGUUCCUGUGUAUGAAAGCACUGUUACUUCUCAACACAAUUCCUUUGGAAGGUCUCAGAAGUCAAAGCCAAUUUGAUGAGAUGAGAACGAGCUACAUUAGAGAACUGGUGAAGGCAAUUGGUUUGCGCCAGAAAGGUGUUGUGGCCAAUUCACAACGUUUCUAUCAACUUACAAAACUGAUGGAUUCCAUGCACGAUCUAGUGAAACAGCUCCAUCUCUUCUGUCUGAACACAUUUCUCCAGUCCCGUGCACUGAGUGUUGAAUUCCCUGAGAUGAUGUCAGAGGUGAUUGCUGCCCAGCUACCCAAGAUUCUGGCAGGGAUGGUGAAACCUCUCCUCUUUCACAAAAAGUGAAAUGUCAUUUCUCUUAUCAUAGAGAUGAUUUCUGGGUCAUUCUUUUUGUUUGUUUGUUUAUUUUGGUCAAGAUUUUGCAAUGUCAAGACUUCAGUAUAUUUGUCAUACUUGCCCUGCCUGCUGCUUUAUACUUGUAACAUACACAAGCCAUUUAAGCUUGGUGUACAUAUUGUGAGUUCCUGAUUCCUUAGCUGCAAAAAAAAUCACAAUAGUCAUAAGAAAUGUUUUGGAGACUCAGCUAGGCUGCUUUUUAGGUACGCAUAAGAAUGACAGUGGAUGGAGUUUUCAGAUUCUAAGACCAGUUAUACAUUUUUCUUGCAUAUUACAUGCUCUGAUAUGACAUGGUGUAAACUUUUUACGUCAGUACGUUGUGUGCAUGGAUACCUGUGGGCGUGUGUGUAACACAAGAUUUUUGAGGAAUUAAAAUAAAUAUUGCCCACUUUUUCUCAUGGAUAUUUUACUUUUUAUUAACUCAUCUGCCUCACAGAAAUAUCCUUUCAAAGUCAGCUGUCUAGAAUGAAGUAGAUGUCACUGCAAUACCUUCCUGAGUAAUGGAAGUGCUAGCCACUAAAUAUGCAUUCAUACUUGCGCCUGUGCUCAUACUGCAUUGAAAAUCUUGAGUUGAGCCUCCUGUUCCCUGCACUCUUUGGGGCAGCUCUCCUUCUGAAGUGGGAAAGCUUAGGAAAAUGUCAGUGUACAUUACACCAUCAGAAAUGUGCAUGCAGACCUACACAGCUUUGUUUUUUCUUAUUUUCCUUAAAAGUCCAGCAAUUAUGAAAGCUAAACCACUUAGCUACUUUAGUCAACUUUAAAGUUCUGUAUUUCAGAGGCUUUAAAUAGAGAUGUUUUCAUUGACUGCAGCUCUUACUAAUCUGAACUCUUUCAAUUCCAAUGCUGAAUACUCAAAUAGCCAUUAACAUCAAAUUGUAGUGAGAUUAACUGCAAAAAGAAAUGGAAAAUAUGACUACAGACAUUUUGAUACACAACAAGCUCAUUUCAGUACUAUUUGGUGGAACUGCAUAUUUUAUACUUUAAAGGCUUGCCAUUAUGAUUGGGGUAACUAUAACAGAGGAAUUGGACUAAAUUAGCUUUAUACAUCUAAGAAGACUGAAAAAUUGUAAUGAUGUUUGUUCAUCUGAUAUGGAUAUGAAGCAACUCAUGCACUUAAGGCAGUAAACUGUUGAUAUAUUCAAACCACAGAGAACUGGAUGGAGCCUGUGAGGAAUGUAUUAAAAUGCAACAGGUUUUGACAGUCGCUAAAAACGAUCUUCAGAUUCUCUAGCAACGUAGCAAAUGGUUCUUUGUGGGGUACUUGUUGGCCAUAUGCUUUUUGUAUCUGUUACAUGUGGUAUGCAUCCAUCAUCACAUGCUCUAUGCAUCUAUCAUUACAUGUUGUAUGCAUCCAUCACAUGUAUGCAUCCAUCAUCACAUGUUGUAUACAUCCAUCAGUCACAUGCUAGCACACUGUUGAUGGUGUGUGUAGCUUGGUCUGUAUAGAUAUCCUCGUCAUGUGCACAAAUGCCUAUAGGACAUAACUUCAGUAGCCCCCUCAGGAAAAGUUACUUGUUCAUAAAAAAAUAUGUCCUGAUUCUUGGAAAAAAAAAACGUGGACAGCUUGUAAACUAAAGGCAACUAGUUAUCAUUUCACAAAGCCAAUCAAGGAGAAGCUGCAUUACAAACGGGGAUAAAAACGUUUCUGAGAUUCCCACUUAGUCAUGCAAACAAGCUGGAGCAAAGAUGUGGCCCUGGGUGAAACGGUGUGAUCAGACUUCUGUGUUAGUUGGUUAGGUUUGUAAUUGCUGACUGCCCAGAGACAAUUUCUUUGGUAUUCAGUACAGUCUGACUUUUAACUGUGAUCCUUAAAGCAAUCAUGUUUUAAUAAAUAGCACAAAAUUCUGUAUUUCUACAUAUCAAAGUUUUGUUCUCAUUACUUGUCUUUGUAUUUGCAUUCAGUAAUUGUGGAGCUUAGUAAAAGAAGUCCAUUUCAACCAUUCCACUUCUGUGUAACAGCAAAUAUUUUCAUGCAUUCUUUGGGAACUUAAUCGUUGCCAUAUGAUUUACCAUUGAAUAAACAGAAUGUCUGUGUCACUGUUUAGAUGAAGAUGCUAAUAGAAAGUUCCCACACUAAAAACUACGAGUUCUAAUUCUGAAAUUAGAAAAUAGAGCAGACAGUAUCUUAGGAAUGCUGUAAUCAGCCUACAUCUGCCUUUUACUCAGUCCCUAGAAUUUGUUAGUAGCUGCCAUGUCCCAUAAAUAUGGCAGAUUGGUCUGACACGCUCUAUGUUUUUCUCAAAGGCAUCAGCAAAACUGAAGAAAAAAAAAUCUUUUGAGAACAGAGAGCAAAAGUUUAAAGUCAUUUCCAAAUUGUAUUUCUUAAAGGUUUCUAGCAGAAAUAAAAAUCCCCAGAGCUUCAUGGCCACGAUAAAUGCACUACAGAAGACAGUAAAAGUUUGGCUAAGUGUGGCUGCUGUAUGAAUUUAAAAGUCUGGUGUUCAUGAUGUGAUUGAAGUUCCAUUUUGACACCACCAUUUGCUCUGGAUUACACUGAUAGAAUGAACACUGAUCAAAAUACUUGAUUGCUUCCUGACCUAUAGAAACCGCAGGUACUGUGACUUUUCAACACUGUGGCAAUGUCCAGAGAGCCACCAGCAAGCUAGCUUUGCUCUUUGUGUUUUUAGAGACUACAAGGCUUUCUACUUGUCUGAAUUGAUUUGUAUUCAUAUUUGCUUAAAGAUUGAGGAGGUUUUCUGUUUGGUUUUGUUUGGUUUUGUUUUUUAUCUGAACUUUACAAGUAAGUCCAAAUAAAACAGGUGUUAGUGCUUCUCAACACACUGAACAAAGCAUAACAACAUUGGAGCUUCUUAUGUUGUAUUUUGCACACUGGAAGUAGGAGGUUUUGGCAGGUGGGCGUUUUUAGUUUCUGAUGUUUAUGAUGUGCCUGCUUAGACUUGAAAGAUAUGAGAGCUGUUGUCCUAAUCAGAAAGCUUACAAUAGUCUGUAGAUUUCAGACAUGACUUUUUGACUGAGCUGUCAUAAACAGUUCUUCAUUUUACACUGAGUAGUGUGAGCUAUGCCUGAAGCUAAGCCUCUCCUGUUAUGUGCAGUUUAGGUAUUUUUGACCCAAGGCCUUUAACAUUGCCUUGUGCUAGUACUUCAGUGAAGCAAACCAACCAACUUCUGAAGUCAGCUGUUGCCUUUGAGCUCUGCUGUCCUUAGUCAAGUCUUUGUAGAGACAUCACAUAGAUAGUUUUUGAAGAAUGUUUUGGAGCUUAAGUGCCUGGAUGUGGCUGCCUAGCUGAGUUGGGAGAGCUGUGACAAUGCAGUGCAAAGGGACACCUCUAGUCCUGGCAAGCUGUCUUGCUCUUUCACACCAAGUUGCUUUGCAGUUGUACCCGCUCUGCUUGAAUAAACAUGCAAGAUUAAA